AUGCCGUCCACGUCUUCGGCCCUGACGCCGGGCCUGGCGUCGUUUCUUAAGUCUCUCAAGACCAAUGCCAUUGAUACUUCUAUCGAGAAUCUGAUUUCCUUGCUCAAGCGACGUCAGAUCCGUCACUCGCGAUCAUGCGCCACAGCAACUGCCUAUUUGCUUUUGCGGGUCAUCUCGGCAUGCCGCACAUCCGACUCUGCAAAGCUCAUUGAGCGGGUGCAGAGCGUGGGGCGGCGCCUAGUGGCGGCGCAGCCACGGGAGAUGGUGGUGGGGAAUAUUGUACGACGAGUGCUGGGCCUCAUUCGUGACGAGGCAGAGGACGACCGUGAAGCAGAAUAUGCACUCAGCGAAGCCGGCUCCGAGAGCCAGCCCCAUACACCUCGGGCAUUUGAUGAUCCGUCGCUGCCUCUGGAUCGUGAUGCGCUAUCGGUCCGACCCGAGGGCUCGGAACGGGCUGCGAGAAGCCCUUUGACAUCCAUGUUCAGCCUCCUCUCACACCCAGAGCCAGAGGCCUCACUCCCAAGUACACCAGGAUCUCUAUCCCCAAGCGGCCGGCUCCCUGGGCAUGGCCCCGCCAAGGAUGUGCGCGCCGAGGUGUUGGAGGGAAUCGGGGAAAUUAUUGAUGAGCUGGGUCAGGUAGAUGACCAGAUUGCCGCUUAUGCACUGGAUCACAUCCAUUCCAACGAGAUCAUCCUCACCCACACCUCCUCGACAACAGUUCAAAAAUUCCUGCUCAAAGCUGCGGCCAAGCGCAAGUUCACUGUCAUCCAUGCCGAAUCGUACCCGAACAACCAUGAAACCACCCACAUCACUGUCAGCGGCAAUGCCUCGAAAGAUGACGAAAUACUAAGCACCGAGUCUUUCCAAAAGCCGUUGAUUGACCUCGGCAUCACUGUCAUUCUCAUCCCGGACUCUGCCGUCUUUGCUCUCAUGUCUCGCGUCAACAAGGUCAUCCUGGGCACUCAUUCCGUGCUCGCCAAUGGAGGCCUGGUCGCCGCGGCCGGUACUCGGGUCAUUGCUCGCGCCGCCAAGGUCCACCAAACACCCAUGGUGGUGGUCAGUGGCGUCUACAAGCUCAGUCCUGUCUAUCCUUUUGACUUUGAUUCACUCAUUGAAUACGGUGACGCGGGCAAAGUCCUUCCCUAUGAGGAUGGCGACCUUGUGGACCAGAUCGAUGUCCAGAAUCCUUUGUAUGACUAUGUUCCUGCGGAGCUGGUCGACCUUUACAUUACCAACUUAGGUGGUCAUGCCCCGUCUUAUCUCUACCGUAUUGUGUCGGAUCACUACCGAAAGGAAGAUAUCAGCUUUUAA
Molecule: messenger RNA, 1311 nt
Organism: Penicillium alfredii
Lineage: Eukaryota; Fungi; Ascomycota; Eurotiomycetes; Eurotiales; Aspergillaceae
Product: translation initiation factor eIF2B subunit beta
Exons: 4
Coding region: 1-1311 (436 amino acids)
Biological process (GO): translational initiation
Cellular component (GO): eukaryotic translation initiation factor 2B complex
Molecular function (GO): guanyl-nucleotide exchange factor activity; translation initiation factor activity
Source: RefSeq, a predicted model, not a curated record